AUGGAUUUCAUCACCCAUUUACCUAACUCUUUUGAACACAUUGUCAUUUGGGUCAUUUGUGAUCUCCUUACCAAGUUUGUGCACUUCAUUGCUCUGCCUACUAAGUUUUGUGCCAAAGCUCUGACAUCUCUUUUUCCUGUCGAAGUCUUCUGCUUCCAUGGCUUACCAAAAUCUAUAGUUUCAGAUCGAGAUCCCUUGUUCCUUAGGAAUUUCUGGCACAAAUUUUUCAAAAAACAAGGAACAACAUUAAAAUAUAACACCGCUUACCAUCCUGAGAUCGAUGGCCAAACAGAGGUAGUUAAUAGAUCAUUGGAAAUAUACCUUUGUUGUUUGGUUGGGGAUCAUCCGCAUAACUGGUACAAAGUUCUUCAUCUUGCAGAGUACUAG
Vicia faba (fava bean) is the source of this 387-nucleotide messenger RNA. The record is from the annotation of a GenBank genome assembly. Lineage: Eukaryota; Viridiplantae; Streptophyta; Magnoliopsida; Fabales; Fabaceae.